CACCUGAGGUACCUGUGUGUGGCACAGCAGGGCCUGCUCACGGGUUCUGCCUGGGGUCCUGAGAACUGUGGACCCUUGUGAGUGUAGUCAGGAGUGUGAGCUCACCAGGAAAGACAAUCCCAUCAAACUGUUUCCAUUUGCCUGGUAUAUCAGUAACUGAUAGUGGCAGGGAGUGUUUCCAUGUGAUGGAUGUCUGUGUGCCAGGACCUCCCUUGAAAUGAGCCAUCCUGUUCUAUGGCCUGGUGAACAGCUGGCACCAGCGCAGUUUCUGUUGAUACGCCCUGGAUUCUGAUGAAUGCUAUCUCAAAGAGCUAAGCAUCAUGUGAAAGGAUCUCCAGCACUUAUCUGGACCAUUAACUUUCUUGGGUUUUUUUCUUUUUUUUUUUAAUGUAAACAUAAUUCAUGUUAUAGUUGGAGAAAUGUUAUCAGAUGGACACUGAACUCUGAGAGAUCUGUGUGCAGGAAAUUCAGCUCAAUAUUCCAGAGAAUUUUCUCCCAUUUGUGGAGUAAAUAAAGAAGAGAGAUGAUACUGAAAGCAGUUUUGCUGCUGGGCUGUGCUCUGGGCAUCAGCACAUUCCCCAUGGAAGAGCCUGAAGAUGGAGGCAAGCACUGGGUGGUGAUUGUUGCAGGUUCCAGUGGCUGGUACAACUAUCGUCACCAGGCAGAUGUGUGCCAUGCGUACCAGAUUGUACACCGAAAUGGAAUUCCAGAUGAGCAGAUCAUUGUCAUGAUGUAUGAUGACAUUGCUGAUAAUGAGGAAAAUCCAACCAAAGGCAUUGUCAUCAACAGACCUAAUGGCUCAGAUGUGUAUGCUGGAGUGCCCAAAGACUAUACAAAGGAGGAUGUUACUCCUAAAAAUUUUCUUGCGGUUCUCAGAGGAGAUGGGGAAGCAGUGAAGGGGGUGGGAUCAGGAAAAGUAUUGAAAAGUGGUCCCAAGGAUCAUGUGUUUGUUUAUUUCACUGACCAUGGAGCUCCAGGACUUCUGGCUUUUCCUGAUGAUGAUCUUCAUGUGAAAGACUUGAAUAAGACUAUUUGGUACAUGUAUCAUCACAAGAAAUACCGGAAGAUGGUGUUCUACAUUGAAGCUUGUGAGUCUGGAUCUAUGAUGAAUCAUUUGGCUGAUAAUAUCAAUGUUUAUGCAACAACAGCUGCUAAUCCCAAGGAGUCAUCUUAUGCAUGCUACUAUGAUGAUGAAAGACAGACUUAUCUUGGGGACUGGUACAGUGUGAAUUGGAUGGAAGAUUCAGAUAUGGAGGAUCUAAGAAAAGAAACACUCCACAAGCAGUUUCAGCUGGUGAAGAAACGCACCAACACCAGCCAUGUGAUGCAGUAUGGAAACAGAAGCAUCUCCUCCAUGAAGGUGAUGCAGUUCCAGGGCAUGGGGAAGAAAGCUAUGCCCAUUUCUCUGCCACCUGUGGAAAACUAUGACCUGACACCUAGUCCUGAUGUGCCCUUUGCAAUCAUGAAACGAAAGCUGAUGGCUACCAAUGACAUUUCUGAGGCUAAGAAGAUUGCUGCAGAGAUGAAAGCAUACCUGGAGGUGAAAGAAUUCAUCCAAGAAUCCAUGCAGAAGAUAGUCACCGUAGUAACAGGAUCAACAGAACAGACCAAGCAGAUUCUGUCAGACAGACUGACCAUCAGCAAUUAUGACUGUUACCAGUCAGCAGUGAACCACUUCAAAGCUCAUUGCUUCAACUGGCACUUACCUGUGUAUGAGUAUGCACUGAGACAGCUGUAUGCCUUGGUCAACCUUUGUGAAGGAGGAUACCCCAUUGACAGAAUAUGCCUGGCCAUGAAUCGGGUGUGCCUUGGGUAUUGAUGGAAACAACAGUCCUGAAUGUAACCCUUACUACAAGUGAUAACUUUUCAUAGCUGUCAUAAUCCAGACUUUAUGUGCAUGCAACCUGGAGAGAGUCAGACACUGUACUGGAACUGUGCUGGGAGCUGAGGUCCCAGACCAUGAGCAGUGCAGCACUUGCCAGUGCUCUCCCCUGCAUCCCCACCUGCUGACAGCCUGCUGCUUUGAGAGAGGAUUUUGGCAGACCACCUGGAGCUUUCAAGAUGGAUAAUUUUUUUCAAAGUAUAAUGCUCUUAGGAAUCUCUGGAUGAACACUACAGGCCACCUAUGAGAUUGCUAAAUCCAUCCUAAAUCUAAACAUUGAGUCAUUAAUUCUGGAGGGUUUUUUUAAAUACUCUUGCUAACUCUUAACUUUUUAAAAAAAGUUAAUGAAUGCCAUUACAGUGACUAAUUUGCAGAUUGGUUGAAGAGUGAAGAAACCAAAGCUUGUUCUUUAACUCCUUAACAAUUUAAAGAAAUUAGUUGCAUAUGGGAGCUGUUUGAUGUGGACAGCACAGUUAAAUGUUGAACAGUAAAAAUCUUUGUGAGUAGAAAGCACUGUUUCCCAAAGAAAAACAGAAAUAUCUAAUGCUGUAAAUUUAGCACCAGUAUCUGUAAUUAAUUGUGUAUACUCACAAACCUGUGGGAAGUAAUGGAGUACAGGAAUUGCCUGUGAAUAAAAAUAAAGUUGACAGUUUCAUCCA
Messenger RNA from Camarhynchus parvulus, 2541 nucleotides. It is a transcript of the gene LGMN, whose product is annotated as legumain. Gene Ontology annotation, biological process: vacuolar protein processing. The transcript has 14 exons. Gene Ontology annotation, molecular function: cysteine-type endopeptidase activity. The record is from RefSeq and is a predicted model, not a curated record. Lineage: Eukaryota; Metazoa; Chordata; Aves; Passeriformes; Thraupidae. The coding region runs from base 524 to 1819 and encodes 431 amino acids.